GCGUGCACGCAUGCAGAGUUUUGUAUUUCGUCUGCAAAUUUAAAACAGAAGGUGCCAGAUUUUGUUUGGUGACAAAUCGAAAUAAUUUCUUAUCAAGGUACGUUUUAAUUGUGAGGGAUUACAUUAGCUAUCAAGGCACAACAUGACUACUACAAUGGAUGUGGAUAGAAAAUUUGAUAUGGGCCGAUGGGGAAGUUCACAAUCGUCUUUCAGCGGGUCAAACUCCAUCUCUUCAGUAUACAGCCGGCAUGUCAAUGUGUCAAGGUCAUUCAGUUCUCCAAACAAGAUUAAAUAUACCGGAGCAGAAGCAGAAAAGGUUAUGAGUAGCAUGAUGAGCUCCGUAGAUAAAGAGCGUAAAGAUUUGGACGAACUCAACGCCAAACUGGCCGGCUAUAUUGUAACCGUUCGGUCCAAAGAGGCAACAAAUAAGCACUUGAUAGAGGAAAUUGAGCGACUAAAAGAAGCCUUCUUGCAAACUCAAACCAGAAUCAGGGAAGAGUACAGCAUAGAAAUAGAAGAAACAAAGUCUAAAAUAGGCCAACUCUCAGAUGGAUUAGCUCCCUUGAAGGCAAAAUUGAUUUCUUUGGAACGGACUUUAGAAAUGAAAGAUACAGAGAUCACUGUUCUCCAGAAGCGUAUUGACGAACUUCAGCUGUCGUCACAAAAGAAGGACAGGGCUAUCGGAGAACUUGAAGGGGAAUGCACAGUGCUUAGAAAUCAAAUUAAGGAAAUAAGACAAGAUAAUAAACGGAUUAGAAUGGACAAUGAUAGGAUCAGGGGUGAGCAGGAGGUGGCUUUGACAAGGCAGAUAAAAGCUCAAAAUGAAUGCGAGAACCUGGCGGAAGAAAGGAAGUACCUAGAGAUAACAUUACAUGCUGAAAUUCGAGAGCUUCGUGGAUUGUUGUCCGCUUUCGAGUUUGUACAGCCUAAUCUUGAAGAAGCGCAUAAAGCCGAGUUUACAGAAUGUAUAAAAGCAAUUCAAGCCGAGUAUAAUGGUCAACUAGCCAAGCUGAGAGAAGAACAACAGGGUUCAUAUGAAAUACAGGGUAAGCGGCUAGAAGCGGAAAUGGCGGAAAUGCGCAUGCGCUAUGAGGAAGAAUCCAGUUAUUUUGAUAGAGAACGAGCGGAAUUGCAACAACGCAUUAGCGAGCAGGAGACCGAACUUCGUUCACUUAUGUCCCGUCUAAGUAGCGUGCGAACAGACAACCUGGAUCUUGAAAUAUCAACUUAUAGAAAACUACUUGAUGGGAAAACUGAAAUGCAAGGAGGCUUUGGAAAAGAAAAGGAAGAAAAAGUUGCUAUAGUGGGACAAAAGAAAAUGGAAGCUUCAGGGAUCAGCAGCAGCAGCAGCAGCAGCAGUAGCAGCAGCACUGUACAAUCAUCAGGCUCGUCUUUUAGCCAAGUAGUAUCCAGCCAAUCUUCUGAAUCCGUCCUAAGUUCAUCUCCACUAACUAUCAAAGAGGUUGAAUCUACAGGCAGCUUUAUUAUGUUUUACAACAGCUCAAAGUCACAGGAGGUGGACUUGUCAAACUGGACCAUAGAGAGAACUCACCCUAAAGGCACAGCUACAUUCAAGAUACCACAAGGCAAUAAAAUUGGCCCGGAAAAGGAAAUAAAGAUAUUGUCUAAAGGCGCCGCUGACAAAAAGGGACCAGGUGAUAUUGUUGCAACAUGCAAGACAUGGGCGUCGGGAAAUGGUCAAGUUAAAGUUACCGACGACAAAGGAGUGGAGGUGAUAGUUUACAAAUAUUCAUUAGGAUAAUCAAUGAGCGAAGCGAAGAAGAGGAAUCUGCAUGGACUCUAUCACAAAAUACCUGCUUAAAUAUUCACUUGGACAUUGUUUUCUGUAAUGUUAUACUGAAAAUAACUUAAAACUGCAGUGUGUUUAUACCUAAUGCAGUAAUGAAAUAUUUAAAACAAGAAUCUUCUAUAAAUUUUGCAUACUUAUAUUGCUUUGUCAAUUGUAAAUGUGUUACUACAAUGCUCUGAGUAAGACAUUUGGCUUCUAUAUGUCUUACCAAGAGUAGUCUAAAGAUAACACACUAGACUGUUUCUUUGGCUAGAUUAUAGUUACAUUUUUAUGAUUACUUACUUUGUGUUUGUUUUUAUAUAAUUGUUUUAUACCUUUGUACAGCCAGAUUAUUUUUGUAUGUUUUCUUUUUAUAUGCUAGAAUUCCUACUGAUACACUUAAAAAAAUUCUGAUAAUGAUAGUCGACCGAUAAUGAUAAUAGGAACUUCUUAUCCAUCAGAGAUUUAUUAAAAUUCUGGUAUGCGAGAAUGCUUUUCCUACGAUUAUGCUAUUUAGGCAUUCUUCGGUCAUUAAUGUAAAUUAUACGAGCACAUGGUUUCCCCUCUUGGAUUUUUAGGUCAGAAAUGUGGCCAGUAGUAUGUUAUCUAUUCCCAGAUUUCGUUUUAAACAGUUGUCAUAUCUUCAUUUUCAACAGUUUCACUGAAACGUUCGUAAUUUAAUAUCGUUAUCACUAUACCACGCAACUAUUUGACCGUGCAAUAAAAGUUAUGAAAUGAGCAACAAUUUCAUUUGUUUCGUAGAAGCAUCUUGCUGUCAGAAGAACGUAUUCAUUCAUGCGUUUUGUUCACUUGUGUUAAACAAUACUUUUAAGGACGCAAUACAUAUAUAUAUAUAUAUAAAUAUAUAUAUAAUUACAUGAGUGUCUUUUCUUAUUGAAUUUAUUAAAUGAGUGUUAUAAAAAAAAAUAAAAUGCGAGGCUAUGCCGAGCUACUGCAAAUUUAUAAAUUUUAUCAUUUUUAAUCAACGAGUUUAAUGAAUUUAAAAAGGAAAAGCACAAAUGUGAUUUUUUUUUCUGCUGAAAUAUUUGGAAGUUCUUCUUUGUUUAACUAUUGUAAACAAAGUAAAGUCGAUCAACAACUUUUAUUCUUGAAACGUCGUCAGAGUUAAAAUGUUAGUAUGCUAGAGAUUACUAAAAACUUGUAAAGUUAUCUUUCGUAAACGACGUCAAACAUGUGAUAAAUGAAUUAACAUCAUACCGUUUUUAUUAAUUUGUGUUGACUGUUACAAAUACCUUGAUGUUACGUUUUUGUUUGAUCUUAUAAGGGCAUGCCUCCACAUUUAUGUCAGAUUUUUCUAAAUUCUACCGUAAGUUAUUGCAAUAAAAAGAGGUAAAAAAUACUAAUGUAGUCGGUAAAACAAGUGGAAAAGCUCUUAAAACGCAAUAGAAAGUUGACAUAGAAUGGUAGGAAUUAGCAUUUAUCUAUAUCAUACACGUUAACAUCCCACUUUUAAUAAUACCGGUUUAUCAUUUCAAUUGUUAUAGGAUAUAUAAUUAUGUUUUAAAAUAUUUGAAAUGUUAAUUUUUUAUCUGUGGGCAUAUCCCUUUAAUAUCACAAUGUUUAUCUGUGAUAUUGAAUGGGAUUUUUAACUGUUUACAUACAGAGCAAUGCUGUAAAAAUAUGUAUAAUCGAAGGUAUGGAACAUGCAUAUUAUGGACCACCAAGUCGGUACUAAGCGGUUUUGAUGAAUAAUACGCUGUUAGUGCCUACGAAAGGUGUUUUUCAGACAACACGAAUUAUCUCCCCUGACUAUCGUUUUUAGGGCCAUACGUAACAUAAAACCUGCUAUAGAUUACAUAGAUAUUUUCUUGUAUUGUUGCUUCACAUAUAAUCGUUUCAUGUGUGCCUGUACUAUGCACUUUACCGAUUUUAUAAACUGUCCCAUUUUAUAAAGGGAGAUAAAUACUUCAAAAAUUGUUAAAGUGAUACAAACGGGAACUUACCGCAAGGUAGAAUGAUUAUCAUGUGUGUUGUACAGGAUUAUAGUUUGAUGAAAAUAUAAUUCAGCAUAGUAUUUAUAAAAUUUACAGCUUUGUGUCUCCAUAUUAAAGUAUUAAUGCAAAAAGUAAUUUAAAAUAGAAACAUGCUUGUUGUUUUCUAUCUCGCCUUUACUUAAUAAACAGAAAGAAUGACAA
This is a messenger RNA of Mercenaria mercenaria, 3945 nucleotides long. RefSeq names its product non-neuronal cytoplasmic intermediate filament protein-like. Lineage: Eukaryota; Metazoa; Mollusca; Bivalvia; Venerida; Veneridae. The transcript is spliced from 11 exons. The record is from RefSeq and is a predicted model, not a curated record. The coding region runs from base 143 to 1762 and encodes 539 amino acids.